Aspergillus costaricaensis CBS 115574 is the source of this 1919-nucleotide messenger RNA. Its product is annotated as phosphatidate cytidylyltransferase. Gene Ontology annotation, molecular function: phosphatidate cytidylyltransferase activity. NCBI's taxonomy places the organism in Eukaryota, Fungi, Ascomycota, Eurotiomycetes, Eurotiales, Aspergillaceae. Bases 173 to 1711 code for a protein of 512 amino acids. The record is from RefSeq and is a predicted model, not a curated record. Gene Ontology annotation, cellular component: mitochondrion. Gene Ontology annotation, biological process: cardiolipin biosynthetic process; CDP-diacylglycerol biosynthetic process. The transcript is spliced from 2 exons.
CCUUCCCCCAGGUCUACUCUCCACUCUUCCUUGCCUUCAGUUAUCUUCCUCCCAAUCUGUAUCGAUUUGGAAGUAUGGUCUAAGGCGGUCAUUCUCAGAUGAUUCUUGACUUGAUUUCUAAUUACAGCCCUCGCUGUGCUCAACUUUCCCUUCCCUUGGUGGACUCGCGACAAUGCGCCAAGCUACUACUUUCCUUCUGAACACGAACUCAGGUUAUGUGCGCCUGCGUUCGAUCAACCUGUCUCUCCCGCGGCAUGCGCGCAUCCCGGGUUCUUUUCGCUCCUUCUCGGUUGACCCCUACUCGACUUCAUCAUCUCACGGCAUCUCUUCCCCUUCGAACCGAUCCUCUUCCCAUGGUGUCAUAACCUCGCAGUCCGCCUCUACUGAUCGUGGACUCCUGCUGCCCUCGUCUUCAGCCUCCUUCUCUACCUCCUCACAGCGGUCGGAUCCCGGCGACUGGGAUGCGAAUCCGGACCUAUCGAUCUCGGCAUUUUCGGAGUUACCUUCGAAAGACUUCGGGGUCAAUCAGCAUAUGGUAAUUAACCAGGAGUUCAAAGAAGCCUUGCGUCAGAUUCUUUGGCAGUUCCGAGCCCCGAUUCGAUAUGCGUUUGCCUAUGGAUCCGGUGUCUUCCAACAGACAGGCAGUGCGCCUGGCUCCAGUCAAUGCCACCCGUCGGCCCCAGCAGCCAUCAAGAACAUGCAGCAGGGGCAAGGGAAAAUGAUUGACUUUAUUUUUGGAGUAUCAUACUCCCAACAUUGGCACUCCUUGAAUCUGAGCCAGCACCGAGACCAUUACUCUGGCCUGGGCUCUUUGGGCUCUUAUAUGGUAUCCCAAGUGCAGGAUCGUAUCGGCGCCGGCGUCUACUUUAACCCCUACAUCACAGUAAAUGGCACACUGAUCAAAUAUGGGGUCGUGAACCUUGACACACUAUGCCGGGAUCUCAGCCAAUGGGAUACCUUGUAUCUUGCUGGACGGCUGCAAAAGCCGGUCAAGAUCUUGCGUGACCACCCGAAGGUGCGACUGGCGAAUCAAAUGAACUUGCUAUCCGCCGUCCGAGUAGCUCUACUGCUGCUCCCGGCCGAAUUUACCGAAUUCCAACUGUACAGUACCAUUGCAAGCAUGAGCUACAUGGGUGAUCUGCGCAUGGCACUGCCUGCGGAAGAUCCCCGCAAGGUGAACAACAUUGUGUCGUCGCAGAUGGCUAACUUCCGGCGACUAUACGCGCCCCUGAUUGAGAACUUGCCCAAUGUCACGUUCAACGACAAGCGUUGCACGGAGGGCGAUUGGAUCGAUGAUCCCGAAGCCAACGUGCGCCUCACACAGGAUAUGGAUCCGGUCAAGCGCGGUAACAUGGUUCGCCGUCUGCCCGACUCCUUCCGCGAGAAGCUCUACUUCCAGUACCAAACCCGUUACCAAAUUCCUCGGGUCGAAUUCGACAAGAUGAUGAAGGAGAGCAACAACAACGACUCCGACUUGGUGCGUCGGAGACAAGGAGGUCCAUUCGAACAGCGGAUCGCCGAUGACAAGAACCUCACGAAAGAGGUACAGACUACAAUUGCAAAGACCAUCCGCUGGCCCAGUACGGUGCAAUCGGCGAAGGGGCUGCUCACCUCAGGAGUCAGCCGAACCUGGCGAUACUUGCGCGAGAAGCAAGACAAAUAUAAGAAGUCUGGCAAAAAGGCCAACACUUCCGAUGCAGCUAAAGAAUAGAAACUUAUGACUAAAGCAUGAUUGCCUUCUCGAUCCUGAAGGGACAUGGGCAACCCUAGAUGACAUUUGUCUGAAGGCAUUUGAGGCGUUGUUGCUUGUACGGCAUUGGUAGUCAUGUGUGUAUCUAGUAUAUCAUCUUGAGAGUCCUUAAUGAUCCGAAAAUCAAGGACUGCCGACAGUAUAUAGAAGGUCUGGAGCAUUACAUAAG